Messenger RNA from Helianthus annuus (common sunflower), 1361 nucleotides. Its product is annotated as peroxisome biogenesis protein 2. Gene Ontology annotation, biological process: protein import into peroxisome matrix. The record is from RefSeq and is a predicted model, not a curated record. Lineage: Eukaryota; Viridiplantae; Streptophyta; Magnoliopsida; Asterales; Asteraceae. Gene Ontology annotation, molecular function: zinc ion binding. The transcript has 8 exons. Gene Ontology annotation, cellular component: peroxisomal membrane. The coding region runs from base 174 to 1208 and encodes 344 amino acids.
UGGCGAAGGUUGCUUGAAGUAACCCAAAAAAAAAAAAAAAUCUUUAUCACAGGUUAUACUGUGAAAAUGCAAACCCUCUAGCACUGUUGAUUUCCCAACGAUUACCCGUUUAACCCGCAAUCCACAUCCCCACCCUCUGGUCCUCAAUCUCACCGGCACCACCAUACCGGACGAUGACAGAAACCCUAGCAUCCACGUCAUCACCGACGGCAACUUCCGGUGGCACUCCGCCACCUGAAGCCGCUUGGAUUAAUGCUUACGAACGGUUAUCACCUCGUUGGCAAUCCUCUGCUCUUUCUCCACAGUCUGUAAUUCCGAUUGCAAUAUCCAGAGUUAACCAGGUGGAUGCUGGAAGACUGGAUAUCGAAAUGUCAGCUAUGCUGAAAGAACAAAUGGUUAAGGUCUUCUCUGUAAUGAAGCCAGGAUUAUUAUUUCAAUACGAAGCAGAACUUGAUGCUUUUCUUGAGUUUCUUAUUUGGAGGUUCUCAAUUUGGGUCGAUAAACCUACUCCAGGAAACGCUCUCAUGAAUCUUAGAUAUCGAGAUGAACGUGCCACAGAUAUGAGGGGAAAAAUUAGGACAGGGUUAGAGGGACCAGGACUCACCGUUUACCAGAAAAUAUUGUAUUGUAUUGCCACAGUUGGUGGUCAGUAUAUAUGGACCCGUUUGCAGUCCUUUUCUGCUUUCCGUCAAUGGGGUGAUUCUGAACAGAGGACACUAGCUCGUCGAGCAUGGCUUAUAGUACAACGUAUUGAAGGAUUAUAUAAAGCUGCAUCUUUUACUAAUCUGCUUGUGUUUCUUUUCACAGGAAGGUACAGGAAUCUUAUCGAGAGGGCUUUACGAGCAAGACUUGUUUAUGGGAGUCCUCAUAUGAACCGUGCUGUUAGUUUCGAGUAUAUGAACCGGCAACUAGUUUGGAAUGAAUUUUCGGAAAUGUUGCUGUUGCUUCUACCCCUUUUGAAUUCGUCUACAAUGAAGAAUUUUCUGAGUCCGUUCUCAAAGGAUAAAGCUUCAGGUUCUAGUGGGGAUGAGACACUAUGCCCCAUCUGUCAAACCAAUCCGACAACGGUCUAUCUUGCGCUUCCAUGUCAGCACAGGUACUGUUAUUACUGUCUUAGAACAAGGUGUGCUGCAACUCCAUCAUUUCGGUGCUCCAGAUGCAGUGAACCGGUUGUUGCAAUGCAACGGCAUGGCGGUUCUGUUCCAUAACACUGAAGAAUCACUAGUUUAUACUUUGUAAGAAUGGUGGCACAGUAUGGGUUUUAUAUUUAAUCAGGAAUUAAUAUUUCCUUUGAGAAAAACAAAACAAAUCAAUUCAGAUCAAAAGAAUUAAAUUAAUUGUUUUAAAUGGGUGUUUUGGCA